GUGAAGAUGUUGAUGCUCCAUGGCAGUGUGUCAUUAAGGAAGUCUGCAUGUAUAUGGGAGAAGAUCCAGCCAAGCUCAUCCAGGAGUAUGUGGGUGUGGAUGAAGCUACCAUUGGCUAUUGGAACCACCACCAUCGGUGUUUUUUAUCUGAAAGACUUCAUCACAUGAAGACAUCGGGAUCGUCCUUGAAGGCAUCAGAGUGGUGUCCAAUUUGGAUAGCGUGCCAACAGCUGUUGUAAUACUUGUUGGACUGAUAUAUGGACUGAACCUCGCCGACCCUGCUGACCUUCGCUACACUUUUGAGGUGUUACAGAAGAUAACAAUGGAACUGGAUGGAGGUAAUCUGUCCAACUAGACAUUAUUCCUUAAAAACUGCCUCUAUGACAUACGAUGCCUUGCUUUGAGGAAAUCCAACAACUGAGCUCCCUUCUGGAAAUGGAGAUCACCGGAAGAUCUGAGGACGACAAGAAACUGGCCCACCUGGAGGCAGAGCUGGAAGAGACCAAGCAAGAGUUAGAAAGGGAGAAAAGCAAAGUGGAAUCAGCAGCUAAAGUGUAGAUAUGAAAUUGAUAUUAUGGCGUUACAGGAACGGAUAAUUGAAGAGAGAAAAGACCAUCUACAGAAAUCGGAGGAAGACAUGGCGCUGAUUGACAACCUGAGAGCAACAAAUGCCAUUCUCCAGGCAAACCAAACCAAAGAAAUCAAAUUACUGCAAGGAGAUAAGAAACGUUUGCAGAAAGAAUUUUAUGAUAUGAAACAUUCAUACCAUGAAUUUAUUGGCAAGUACGAAAGUGAUGUUUCUGAACUGAAUCGAGAAGUAGAAAGAUAUAAGCAGGAGGUUAGCCAGGAGAAAGACGCCAACUUAGAGACGGUUAAGGAGAAUCAGAAGGUCAUCAACGACCUCAGAGCUGAAAAGGAGGAGCUCUUACAGAAGACGACAGGAGAGAUCGCAAUUCUGACCAAAAGGGAAAAGUACAUUCUUAAUGAACUCGAUCAAGUCCACUUUUCAUACGAGGAGCUAAAGAUCAAGUAUGAAAAUGAUGUUAUGGAAUUGCAGCAGCAGGCUGAAAUGUACAAGCAGAUUAUAAAGCAGAGGGAAACGGAUCUUUUAGAAAGAGAAGAGAAAGAAAGGCUUAUCCAGGCUGAGUUAGAGAAAUUUAAAGGUUUGUACCUGGAGCAAAACAACCGAUAUGAAACUGAUGUCACUGCACUAAAACAACAAGCAGAAAAAUACCAGCAGGAGAUGAGUUGCGUAAAAGAGAAGUUGAAAAAAGCAAAAGAGGAUCUACUGCUUCAAGACAGAGAAGAUAAAAACAACAACACCGUUUUAAAAGAGGAGGAAGAUUCACAGAACCAGGUUAAAGAUUCAAGACGAGACGUUUCUUCUGAGAAGGAAUUCUUAGCAGAAUCUUUGCCUGGUUGUUCAACGGAUCUGGAACCCGAAGAGGCCGAGACAGCAGGAGAAACCGUCCUGGAGGAUUCGGAUAAUAAAGCUACAGAUGGUAAAAAGAAAAAAAGAAACAUUUUCAAUUUGGAAAAAAAUACGCAGCACUCUGGGGUUCAAGCCAAAAAAAGUGACGAUAAUCAAACUCAGAUCUAAUGUUCUUGAUUUUGACUAGAGGAGAAAAGAUGGAGGUUGUUGCCUGUGUGUAUGGGGCGCCCUGCGACCCUCCGUCAAGAGGAAAUUUAAAACUUCAAGUCCCCCYCGCUUUCCCCCAUUGACAAACUAGAAAAUAGAUCCCUUCCCAACCCAAUUGGAAAAAACGUGGGCAGCACGUCUGUGUGGAGUUUGCAUGUUCUCCCCGUGUUGGCGUGGGUUUUCUCCGGGUGUUCUGGUUCCCCCCACAUCUCCCAAGACAGGUCGGUCAGGUCAGUUGGUCACUGUAUAUUGCCCUAAAAGAGUUUAAGAAACUCCAAACAUAUUAUUGUAAAACUUGUAAAAUGAGUUGAAUUAGCCGUUUGUUAGCCCUUUUCCCUUCAC
Molecule: messenger RNA, 1981 nt
Organism: Poecilia reticulata (guppy)
Lineage: Eukaryota; Metazoa; Chordata; Actinopteri; Cyprinodontiformes; Poeciliidae
Source: RefSeq, a predicted model, not a curated record